CAGCCGGCUCCGUAAUUGGUUUACAUUCCGAAGAGGGCGCAUCUACUCCGGGCGUAAAGUCUGUAGUCGGGCGGCUCCAGGAUGGCGAAGUCCGAAGCACCGAUUUUCAGACAGCUGUUUGAGUCAGAAAGUUGCACUUACACCUACCUGCUAGCAGACAAAAUCACCAAAGAGGCGGUCCUCAUCGAUCCUGUGCUGGAGACUCUCGACAGAGACGUGAAGCUUGUACAGGAGCUGGGACUCAAUCUAAAAGUCGCAGUAAACACCCACUGCCAUGCAGACCACAUAACCAGCACUGGGUUGAUGAAGAAAAAAAUCCAGGGACUGAAGAGCGCCAUCUCUAAACACAGCGGCGCCUCAGCAGAUAUUCAGCUGUCAGAGGGGGAUGACAUCACCUUCGGAAAAUAUCGUCUGACUGUGAGAGAAACACCGGGACACACUAACGGGUGUGUAACCCUGGUGUUAGGGGAUGGGAGCAUGGCUUUCACUGGGGAUGCUCUGCUCAUCAGAGGCUGUGGCAGAACAGACUUCCAGCAGGGUUCUGCUAGAAAGCUUUACCAUUCAAUCCAUCAGAAGGUCUUCAAGCUGCCUGAAGACUGCCUCCUCUACCCAGCACAUGACUACAAAGGUCAGACAGUUACUACAGUCGGUGAGGAACGCAAGUACAACCCCCGUCUGACCAAGAGCUUGGAGGAGUUUGUGAACAUCAUGGACAACCUGAAUCUCCCCAACCCAAAGAAAAUUGAUAUUGCAGUGCCUGCUAACCUGGUUUGUGGAUUGCAUGACUUGUGAGGGCCCAGCCGAACAGUGCGUUUUAAGAAAUCCAUUGAAAUAAUACUAAGGCUACUCAUAAUUACUUGUUUUACCAAAGUGUACUUUAUUCUUUAUUGAGUUUUAAUUUGUAUCUGUUGGAGUAGCUCUUGUCAUUAGAUGUGCAGAUACUAAAGGUGUUUUUUAGUUGUUUCUAAAAUAAAAAUGCAAAAAUAUAUAUUUUUAAUGUAAAAUUAUUCUGUGCAAUAGUGGAGAAAAACAUUAUGACUGUUUUGUAUGUGUUUGAUUGAAAUGUUAAUUCUCCCCACGCUAUGCAGUGUUGUUGUUUGCUAGGAUAAUCCUUUGUUGAAGGUUUGGUUUGUUAUUUUAAUGUACAUUUUACCACUUCAACUGACUUCUUCCACACGACCUUGUCAGGGAUUCUGGACUCUCCUAGCCUAACACACACACACACAUUCACUAUACGCAGAGUGUUAACAGCUGGGGCCUUUUUGCAUAGCAGGAAAAUAAACCUACACCAUUUGCAUUUGGAGUUUUUGAGGAACUUGUUUCUAUUUGUGCUAUUUCAGAAAAUGCCACAUCCAUGCAGCUUUUCUUUUUAAAACUUGCGUACAUAAAACAGUCUUAUUUUUAUUUGAAGGUGAUCUAUGUGGCGGUCAAAUGUACUUAUACAUUGUUCCACUAUAUUUGUCAGCUAUAAGCUGACCCAGUGCCUUUUUAACUGCAACUGAAUUGGUGCAGAUAUUUUAAAUGUAACUAAACUGAACUAUUUAGCCCUUGUUUAUGUGAUUGUUGUGUAUUGACACUAUAUGAAUAAAUGUCAUUGAAUUUCAUGAAAUUCAA
Molecule: messenger RNA, 1614 nt
Organism: Girardinichthys multiradiatus
Lineage: Eukaryota; Metazoa; Chordata; Actinopteri; Cyprinodontiformes; Goodeidae
Gene: ethe1
Product: ETHE1 persulfide dioxygenase
Exons: 7
Coding region: 82-792 (236 amino acids)
Biological process (GO): glutathione metabolic process; hydrogen sulfide metabolic process
Molecular function (GO): sulfur dioxygenase activity
Source: RefSeq, a predicted model, not a curated record